This is a messenger RNA of Trichomycterus rosablanca, 2348 nucleotides long. It is a transcript of the gene ak2, whose product is annotated as adenylate kinase 2. The record is from RefSeq and is a predicted model, not a curated record. Gene Ontology annotation, cellular component: cytoplasm; mitochondrion. The coding region runs from base 60 to 782 and encodes 240 amino acids. Gene Ontology annotation, biological process: ADP biosynthetic process. Gene Ontology annotation, molecular function: ATP binding; AMP kinase activity. The transcript is spliced from 6 exons. Lineage: Eukaryota; Metazoa; Chordata; Actinopteri; Siluriformes; Trichomycteridae.
GUUGACGGGUCUUUCUGCUGUGGGUUGGUGGAUAGUUCAGGGCACUGUACUGGAGAAACAUGGCGCCCAGCACUCAGGAUGAAGUUGUAUCUGGAGUGAGGAAAGGAAUUAGAGGUAUCCUGCUGGGACCACCCGGUGCUGGAAAAGGAACUCAGGCUCCUCGGCUGGCAGAGAAAUUCUGUGUGUGUCACUUGGCCACUGGAGACAUGCUAAGAGCCAUGGUGGCCUCCGGGUCUGAACUCGGCCAGAGAUUAAAACAAACCAUGGAUGCUGGCAAACUGGUAAGUGAUGAAAUGGUGGUUGAGCUUAUUGAGAACAAUCUUCACACACCGGCCUGCAAGAACGGAUUUCUGUUGGACGGGUUUCCUCGCACAGUCAAGCAGGCAGAAAUGCUGGAUGAUCUGCUUGAGAAGCGCACGGAGAAGCUGGACGCUGUAGUCGAGUUCUCUGUGGAUGAUUCUCUCCUGGUUCGUAGGAUCUGUGGGAGACUUAUUCAUCAGCCCAGUGGGCGCUCCUACCACGAGGAGUUUAAUCCACCCAAGGAACCCAUGAAGGAUGAUGUGACUGGAGAGCCUCUGAUCCGCCGUAGUGAUGAUAAUGAGAACACCCUACGCUCGAGACUGGAGGCCUACCACAAACAGACAGCACCGCUAGUUCAGUACUAUAGUGCACGUGCUAUACAUCAUGCUGUCGAUGCUGCACAGUCCCCUGAUGUCGUCUUUGCCUCAAUCCUCGCUGCCUUCUCUGCUGUCACCUGUAAAGAUCUUGUGUUAUUCAUCUAAAACCUUCACCUCUCUUUGUUCCUACUUUUUCUCUUGGGGAUCCUUGUCCAUCUCUUAUUUGGCAAGGUUUGGGUCCUAGCAAAUGCUGUGCUUGAGUGUUUGUGUGUGUGUGGGUUUGCCAGCUUUUGGUUGUUUGAAAGCAUGGUGUUGUGACUACUCUGCCUAUGAAAAUGUGACUGACCAUAAUCAGCCUUUUCUUAUUAUAAUUGUAGACCAUGAUGGCACAAAGAUCAUUUUAGGUGCUCAGGUGAUGCAGCAGUAAAACAUGCUAGCACACCUAAGUUCUAAUCUCAGCUCUGCUACCUGUAUGGACAAUGAUUGGCUUGUCCUAGAGCAGGAAUGUUGGAGGGAAUUCCUCAUGACUGCUGCAAUUAUGAGCCCUGCUGGCUGAUUGAUGGCACCUGUACAGAGACAGGGGACAAUGAAGAUCAGUGCGUGACUCUCCGUGCUCGAAAGGGAUCUUCAUAUGACCCCAUCUCGUUAAGGUGAUGAUAAGCGAUUGGCUACUGCACACAUGUUGGAGAGGGCGUGUAUUAGUCACGGCCCUCCUUGGUCAUGAGUGGAGGUCAACAGAAGUAGAGGCAGCAAAAUGUUACUAGGUAAUUGGAUAUGAAAACACUGGGUCUUCCUGUUACAAGUGAAAGAGGUAGGCUAGAGAUUUCAUGUGUCCAAGCAACCAGCGGUGGGUAAAACCACGUUUAGACAGACCACGAUAAGAGUGCUUAUGUAUUUAGUAAUCUUAAUUACUGAGCCAGCAUGACUAAUAUGUGAAUGUCUUUUCCUUUUAAUUACUACUAGUUUUCUUUUGAUCCUCUUUUGACCAUUCCUUUUGUCACAAUGCAUGAGUUACUAAAUGAUUUGACAUGUAUCCAACCUACAAAGCUUGAAGAUUCUCUAACUUUAACUGUUUGGUGUAAGUUGCUUGAUUUUGCUUUCAUGUUGACUCUUUGUAAGCAAACACCAAACUACUGUGUUUAAUUAAAUUGCACUGACUACCUGAAUCAGACUUGUUGCACAGAUAAAUGUAGUUCUACUCGUGUCCACCAGAGGUAGUGUGUUUAUUAUAAGUUGUUUUUGCAGCAUUUUGGCUGCAAAAUUAAAGUCACACAAACUUUUUUUCCUGUAUACAAUUUUCCCUAAUACACAUAUACUACAUGCACAAAAGUAUUUGGACAACCGUUCUAAUUCUUGAAUGUAUGUGUUUCAACAAUUGCUAACAGGUGUAAUAAAUCAGUUAUAUAAAGGCAAUUGUAUGCUGCUGUUAUAGCUAAAAAAAAAAAGAUGAUCAGCUCAUGGUCAGGUGUCCAAAUACUUUUAGCCAUAUAGUGUAUGUCCUAAAUUGAAUGUUAAAUUCACGCACGCCAUUUUUUUUUCUCCUACAGCCAUCUGAAACCCUUCUUCCUCCGUGCAGUCUGAUCCUGGUGAGACAAAGCGGGGGUGUCUAGCAUAUAAAUAAGUUAUAUUAGUGGUAAUAAUGUGCUUUGUUCUGGGCAGUCUGGCAAAAUAAAAUCAGAGCACUGUGAACCUGCUCAUGUUGCACCUUAAUAAAAGCCGAUUUUCUACUCA